UUCACCAGAUCCCUUAAGACCCUGGGGAAAUUCAGAGAGAGAGAGAGAGAGAGGGAUUAGCGUACCAAGAUGAGGGGAGGGCAAUAGACAGAAGUUUCCGUGACUUCUGUAGGGAAGUGGGGGUGUAGGGAGGCCAGGAAAACACAGGCUCCAGAGUCAGGCAGACCCGCUUCCAGAAGGUCAGCUCCACCAUUCCCAGCUAUAUGACCCUGGGCAAGCUCCAUGACUUCUCUGAUUCUCAGUCUCUCCCUCUGAAAAAUGUGGAUGAUAAUACUUAACCUGAGAACUGUUGUGAACAUUGAGAGAGAUGGCGUAUAUUUAGCACCCAGCAAACUGCCUGGCACCUAAAAAAGUAUUCAAUUCCCAUCAGUUUCCUGCUCCUGUUCUUCCAGGAGUGCCUCUGCUCUGGAGCAAGGUAUCUGAGAACUGAGUGAGCUUUGGAAAGAUUGCCCUUUGCCAUAGGCUAGCAGGGCCUCCCUGUCCCUACUGUGAACCACCUGCUGUGAAGCUCUUUAACAGGCAAGGGUGGUUUGGGAAACUGAGAGGAGGCAAGGAAGGGGAGAGGGAAGGAGGGUGAAAGGAAGGGGGAAGGAGCAGGAAGAACAGACAUUGAAAGGGAUGAAGGGAAGACUGGUCAAGAGGAGAUGGCGCGAGACAGGGGCUGGGCACUGACGGGAGCUUCAGAGAUGAAGCUGAGGUUUAGGGGAAUACGUGCUGAUUGUCUAAGAGGGCAAAACUGGAAGCCUGGGGGAAAGAGGGAAGGCGGAGGAUUCAGACUUACAAAGGCUUGGGGUCAGUCAGGCGGACUCUCAUUCCUGUCCCUGACCUUCGCUCACUGUCUCCCCUAUUGCCACCCAGCGGAGCUGGAGAAGCAGAAAGGUCUGAUGCGGCCUAACGCCUCACAGCCUGGAGGGGCCAAAGACUCAGUGAAUGGGACGCUGGCCCGCAGUAGCCUGGAGGACACUUAUGGGGCAGGUGAUGGGCUCAAACGGGGCGCACUCAGCAGCUCUUUGCGAGACCUCUCUGAUGCAGGGAAGCGGGGGCGGCGUAACAGCGUGGGAUCGCUGGACAGCACCAUCGAAGGGUCUGUUAUUAGCAGUCCACGCCCUCACCAGAGGAUGCCACCUCCGCCCCCACCCCCGCCGCCAGAGGAGUACAAGAGCCAGAGGCCCGUCUCCAACUCCUCAUCCUUCCUGGGCUCCCUAUUUGGAAGCAAGCGGGGCAAGGGGCCCUUCCAGAUGCCACCACCGCCAACAGGCCAGGCCUCUGCCUCCUCUUCAUCUGCUUCUUCCACCCACCAUCACCACCACCACCACCACCACGGUCACAGCCACGGUGGCCUGGGGGUGCUACCUGAUGGGCAGUCCAAGCUCCAGGCCCUGCAUGCCCAGUAUUGCCAAGGACCGGGCCCUGCUCCACCGCCCUACCUCCCGUCCCAGCAACCCCCUCUACCCCCACCUCCUCAGCAGCCCCCACCCCUACCCCAGCUGGGCUCCAUCCCACCGCCUCCAGCCUCGGCCCCACCUGUGGGGCCACACCGCCACUUCCAUGCCCAUGGCCCAGUCCCAGGCCCCCAGCACUAUACCUUGGGUCGGCCAGGCAGGGCUCCCAGGCGGGGAGCUGGAGGACACCCUCAGUUUGUGCCACAUGGCCGCCACCCCCUGCACCAGCCCACAUCCCCAUUGCCCCUGUACAGUCCUGCCCCCCAGCACCCUCCAGCCCACAAACAGGGCCCCAAGCACUUCAUCUUUAGUCACCACCCACAGAUGAUGCCAACAGCGGGGGCUUCUGGGGGCCCUGGAUCCCGGCCGCCAGGAAGUUCCUACUCCCACCCCCACCACCCCCCGUCACCAUUGUCACCGCACUCACCCAUCCCACCCCACCCCUCCUACCCACCCCUGCCCCCACCUUCACCCCAUACCCCGCACUCACCCCUGCCACCCACCUCACCCCAUGGUCCUCUGCACGCCUCUGGGCCCCCUGGCACAGCCAAUCCACCCACUGCAAACCCCAAGGCCAAGCCAAGCCGGAUCAGCACCGUGGUCUGA
Molecule: messenger RNA, 2048 nt
Organism: Choloepus didactylus (southern two-toed sloth)
Lineage: Eukaryota; Metazoa; Chordata; Mammalia; Pilosa; Megalonychidae
Product: IQ motif and SEC7 domain-containing protein 2-like
Exons: 3
Coding region: 645-2048 (467 amino acids)
Source: RefSeq, a predicted model, not a curated record